Arabidopsis thaliana (thale cress) is the source of this 785-nucleotide messenger RNA. Its product is annotated as Mannose-binding lectin superfamily protein. The transcript has 2 exons. The record is from RefSeq and is marked reviewed. NCBI's taxonomy places the organism in Eukaryota, Viridiplantae, Streptophyta, Magnoliopsida, Brassicales, Brassicaceae. The coding region runs from base 72 to 626 and encodes 184 amino acids.
GACUUAUAAGAAAUUAACUCUUGCAUUAUCCUUAAAGUAAGAGGGAACAAAAAAAACACAUAAAGAAGAAAAUGGAAGGGAAAAUCAAGAUAGGACCAGUGGGAACGGAUUAUUCAGGUAAGAAAACAAUGGUCGAUUGGGAUGAAGGAAGUCACAAUGGAAUCAUCUCUCAAAUAUUUCUAUCUCAUGGUCCCACCGGUGUUUUCUCUAUCCAGUUCCAGUUCAUGCUCGACGAUACAUUUUUCUUAUCCUCCUGCCACGGUCAGAAUACUGGCAGCAUGUUUGACGUUAUACUUUUGAACUGCCCACAUGAGUACAUAACAGGAAUUAGUGGAGAGUAUCUCAAGUCCGAUGGCGCUAGCGGCCCUCAGAUAAGGUCUCUUGCAUUUGCUACCAACCUUAAUCAGUACGGUCCUUUUGGCGGCUCGAGCUCUCAGUCUUCGAUUUGGAAUCACGAACAACAGUUCAGAUUCAAACUAGGGAAAUUUCGCCAGUUCAGCGGUUUCUAUGGGACAUAUAAUGCCUCGGGACUACAAAAUAUCGGUGUUUAUCUCCAACCAACAAUUGUUAAACCUACCGGUACACGCAAUGCAGAGGAAACUGAGUCAAACAUUGUUUUGGGUUAAAUGAAAUUGUGUAUUAAUCUUAAACCUUCUUCAGCCUCUACAUGCGUUUAUAUCAAUAUCUUUCGAACUUUGUAUGAAUAAAAUUACUUUACGUGUGUGUGAUGCGUCUGUAAAUAUAUACACAUGCAUUAAGCAUAUAAAUAAUCAUUGGUUCAACCA